AUGUACUGGAGACUGAGCAAUGGUAAGAAUGUAAUUCCGAUUCGGCACAUUGCCCAGCGAUGGAGACUGUCGUGUAAGCUGAAUCAACCUGCUGAAGAGGAAGACGCCCCCCAAGAUCAGAUCGCACGCAAGUCCUUCCAAAUCCGUGAGUCGAUGAUGGUGUCAAGCAAACACAAGGUUCUCAAUGGCACCACCAAAUUCAGUACGGCUUGUCGACGCGGUACUCAGAUUGCUGACAUUAUGAGCCGUAAUGGUACAGCAGUCUUCAAUGAGAUGCUGGCAGCUUUGGACAAGUUUGAGGAGAUCAUCAAGGACGGGGUUGCACCGUUCGUGGGUCGUGAAGGUCAAUGGUUUGACCCACUUUCUCAGUUAUCGAUUUCUUCGUACGACCUACCUUCUGCUGUCGAUGCAAGCGGCACCACAACAUCCGAUCAAGAAUUGGAUCCUGUUUCCCCCAAAAUUCUCGAACAAAGUCCUGAAUGUGACUAUUCUGAUGACGUGCCGCAAACACACCCACACCUGUGCGACUCUAUGGAUACUGAGACUACAACUACAGAUGCUGUGCCAGGGAGUAUCAAUACCGUGACGUCAAAUACAAAUGGGGUGGCUACAAGUACCACAGGAACACCUCCAGUGGCUACACGUACCAGCGGAGUGGCUGCAGGUACCAUAGGAGAAGCUGCAGUGGCUACAGGUACUGAUGGAGUGCCUACAGGCUCUCAGAAGGGUUCAACUGUACCUACGGUGACUGAGGAUACCAAUCGCGCAAAGGAUGUAGAAACGGCGCCAACAAGCAUCCUGUCGAAGCGACAUCCCACAAGCUCAGCUAGCGAGAACUCUGACACAUCUACACCGGCGACAUUCACGAUCAGUAAAAGUGCGAAGAGCCGUGGGCGCCCUAAAGUGCGAAAACAGCAGAACGUGUCCGGCAAGAAGGAGCGCAUGACUCGUGGAAAGGAAAAGGCGACAAAAUUAGUUCAAGGAACAUUGGUGCCUGUGCCGAGCCUAAAUAAUCUCGUCAAACUUCUGGAUAGGGACUACAGAUACAUUGAUAUCAAGUCGUCGACGCAGUCGCUCUCGGAACGAUCGGUCCCACAAUCUAAGAAGGCUAUUGCUGGAAUUUUCACAUCCGAGGAGAGCGAAAACGACAUUCGCUACAUUUUCCCGCAGUGGUUUGUGACGAAAGCACAGAGUGCUAUUCAGCAGUUUCGAAAAGCCGUACCUGUGGACUGUGGCGAAGAUGGCGUAGGAGUACGAGUACCUCGCUUUGGUAUCUAUCAACUAAGGGAUAUCAAUGCGAUGGAUCGCUGGCACCGUGCUUUGAAGUGCAUUACGGACGUGGAAGAUACUGUGGUUUGGGCUGUCAAUACCAGCAACAAACGGUUGUCAUUGCCAGAUGAACUUUUGGACGGCGUGAGUGAUGACAUCGGUAUGCGUGAGCAGAAAAUCAAGACAUUAUUAUUGCGCGGAGGACCGCGUACACCGUUUGGUACUCUAUCGUCACUCUCGCUACUCACGUUACGUGGAAAUAAAUGGUUAGAUGAUGCAUGCAUGGCUCAAGGGCUGGUGCUACUUCAAAAGGAAAACACCAAAGUGGGAAUUAUCGAUCCGAUAUUUCAUCGGUUUCGCGACCGAGAAGAUAAACUACGCGUUAUACGCAGUGGUACUCCUUUUGAUUCCGCCAAUGAGCUGGUAUUGAUGGGGUUACACGUGGAUAACAAUCACUGGUGUGGGAUUGUGUUUGAUUUUCGCCCUGAAACCAGAUCAGUCACGGUAUUCGACCCAUUGCAAGCUACGAAUACCAAUUAUUACGGCAUGUGCGAUGAUUUACUAAAGGAUCUAUUCGGAGAAUUGCGUGCCAACAUGAGGCUCAAGAAGGAAACCAAGCCACGCCAGCCAGAUGGAGCCAAUUGCGGCGUUAUGGUACUCCUCUUCUUUGAGUGCUACAUUCGUGGUAUUUCUAUGCCAACAAGCCAAGCCCCGCAAUGUUGCGCUUUAUGCGGCUGCGCUAUCUACUGA
Phytophthora nicotianae INRA-310 is the source of this 2019-nucleotide messenger RNA. RefSeq lists its product as hypothetical. Gene Ontology annotation, biological process: proteolysis. The record is from RefSeq and is a predicted model, not a curated record. Gene Ontology annotation, molecular function: cysteine-type peptidase activity. Bases 1 to 2019 code for a protein of 672 amino acids. NCBI's taxonomy places the organism in Eukaryota, Oomycota, Peronosporomycetes, Peronosporales, Peronosporaceae. The transcript has a single exon.